AUGUCGACAAAACAUUUGCGUCGUCUUUUGGAGGAAAAAGAAGGUCAAAUGCAGAAAAAUAAGAAAGAGAAAUCGAGUUCUGAAAGCGACAAAGAAGGGCAAAUUUAUCCAGCUAAUAGGUUUGCAUUGCUGGAAGAAAAUGAUGAUAAAAGUUUCAAGAGUGAUUAUAACAGCGGAACAUCGGAAGAUUGUGAUACCGCUGAUGGUCAUUUUCAAAAUCUGAAACAAAUGCCAAAAAAAUGGGGCAAGACCAAAAAGAAGAAAAAAAUGCCGAAAAAAAUUUUCAACAUUAUUAAGAAUAGUGACGAUGGUGAACUUGAUUUGCAUAUAAGAUCAUUAGACAAUCUUCUAGUUUCAGCUGAAACUGUGAAGUUUAUUCGAGAACGAGAUUUAUUUAAAGUAGAUUAUAAGGCACUUAAUGCUGAUGAUGAACUUCGUAUGAUGCUAGGACGAACAUCAAAAAAUAUAGUGAAAAACAAUCGGAAUUUUCGUAUUGAUCUUGGUCAAAAAAUUGUAAGGAGAGAUCCAAGUUGGCCAGAAUUUAAGGCUGUUGGCUUGUCCAUGGAAGUGGAUAAGGUUGAAGGUGAUAGAAGAUGGUUUAAAUUUGUUUUUAGUAAGGACUAUAUUGAAUAUCAGAAGAGAUUCUUGCUUGCAGUUAAAAAUUUCGAUCAUCAUUACAUCAUGAAUAUUCUUAAUGAACGGCCGUAUCAUCUGGAUAGUUCCUUGAUGGUUGCUAGUAUCUUAUAUCACCAAGAAGAAUACCAACAAUCCCGUAUUCUCACUGAACGUGCCAUAUAUGGUUGUCAAUGUGCCUUUUCAAAUUUUUUCGAACUUCACAAUUAUGAUCACAUUUUUGAUUAUUCUCUUGUUGAAAAUCGAUCUUUUUUUCUGUUGCUCAAUCAGCAUAUGAAAAAUGCGUUUAAUCGUAAAUGCUUCCAAACGGCUUUAAAUCUGGCUAAGCUUAUCUUUCGUCUUUGUUCGAUUAAGGAUCCUAUGGGUAUUUUAUUGAUUAUCGAUGCAAUUGCAAUUCGUGCUCGUCAGUUUUGCUUUGUGAUUCAAGCUUAUGAAACACUUGAGCCCUCUAGAAAUAUAGAACGUUUGCCAAAUUUUGCAUUUUCUGUUGCAUUAGCACACUUUUUGCUGUAUCAGGAGAAUGGCGAUGAAAAAAACAGAGAAUCAGCAAAUGAAAUGUUAACAAAAGCGAUUUACCAUUUUCCUACUGUUCUUCUACAAAUCCUUGAGCAUAUAAAUUUAGAGCCAAGUGCUUCCGUUCUACAGAAUGAGUUCAUGUGCAUAUUGGCCCAUCAUCGCGAAACAGAAGGAUUCCAAUUACUUACGUCGAUAUAUCUGAAGCAUACUAGUGAUUUUUGGAAAGAUGUGUCUAUAAUAAGUUGGGUGGAAUCAGUCGUAGAAGAAAUUUUGCCGACAAUGAAUGAUUCCAAUGAAGAACUGAUAGAGUGGAAUGCAAUUCGAAAGCGAGUCUAUGCUGGUACACCACGAACUGUAAUACGACAUGCUUGGUUAUGGGAUAUAAUUCGGAAUUCCGAAUGGACAUUAAAUGAUCCAGUGCCACCAAUUGAUUCACGUUCGUCCUACGAUUAUCUGCCUCCUGCUGAGCCGCCUAUAGAUCCCUUAUAUAGUAUUGUUCAAGAAGCUAUUCGAAAUAUUCAUCAUAUUUUCGGGGGCAUUCAACUAAACGUGGGUUUGAUUAAUUCGAAGACGAAUACCAAUGUUAGCAUCGCGCAUAUAUAUAAUACAACGCAAAUCGCCAUAGUGCAGCUAAAAAUUGAGAUUUCUUAA
Messenger RNA from Dracunculus medinensis (Guinea worm), 1800 nucleotides. NCBI's taxonomy places the organism in Eukaryota, Metazoa, Nematoda, Chromadorea, Rhabditida, Dracunculidae. The record is from the annotation of a GenBank genome assembly.